Messenger RNA from Tarenaya hassleriana, 595 nucleotides. Its product is annotated as 60S ribosomal protein L37-3-like. NCBI's taxonomy places the organism in Eukaryota, Viridiplantae, Streptophyta, Magnoliopsida, Brassicales, Cleomaceae. Gene Ontology annotation, molecular function: RNA binding; structural constituent of ribosome. Bases 102 to 389 code for a protein of 95 amino acids. The transcript has 4 exons. Gene Ontology annotation, biological process: translation. The record is from RefSeq and is a predicted model, not a curated record. Gene Ontology annotation, cellular component: ribosome; cytosolic large ribosomal subunit.
UGAAGAAACCCUAGGCAGUAGAACGACGAUUUUCUCCGCGCCGCAUUCAGACCCAAAAUUCUCCUCUUACAUCGGCGAGGGUUUCUCCUGCAUCUGGUUCAAUGGGAAAGGGAACUGGAAGUUUCGGUAAGAGGAGGAACAAGACCCACACGCUCUGUGUAAGGUGUGGCCGCCGUAGCUUCCAUAUCCAGAAGAGCCGCUGCUCUGCCUGUGCUUUUCCCGCCGCUCGCAAGAGGACGUAUAACUGGAGCGUGAAGGCCAUACGCAGAAAGACCACUGGAACUGGUAGAAUGAGGUACCUCCGACAUGUUCCUCGGAGGUUCAAGACCGGCUUUAGAGAAGGCACCCAGGCAACUCCAAGGAGCAAGGCUGUGUCUGCUUCUGCCUAGGCAAUUGAUUAGUCGGAUAUUGCAAGGCAAUGGCACAUUAUUCCUCGGAGCAAUUUGGGAUUUGUUCUCUGCUCAUCUAUGUAGCUCUUCUGUUAGAUUUUUGGACGAGAGUGGAAAAUUGUUUUUGUUCUUUCUAUAUGGUACUAUGUUCUUGUUGAGAAUGUCAUGCUUGGAAAUGAAGCUUUGUUACUGGAAAAUGUCUUUCA